Messenger RNA from Ostertagia ostertagi, 570 nucleotides. The record is from the annotation of a GenBank genome assembly. Lineage: Eukaryota; Metazoa; Nematoda; Chromadorea; Rhabditida; Trichostrongylidae.
AUGGCCCAUCUUGUCAUAUAUGUAGGGGUAUUUAUUAGUUCUCUGAGCUAUUCCAGUGCGCUUAAUGGUGGCGAUUCGCUUCAACAGAGAGUUGGUGACUAUGAAGUAGUGCGCAUCCAUGAGGUGCCAGACACGAACGAGGAUGUAGUUCGUCGUAUUUCCUUUACAGCAUUUGGGCGUUUAUACGUUGCUGUAUUGAAUCCGGGUACUGAUAUUUUUGAUCCAUAUGCUCGAAUUAGGAUAAGCGAUGAUAUGCCAGUACCACUUGAUCCGACUGGUCACUAUUACGGAUACCUCGAAGGAAAUCCUUAUCAUACGGUUGUUUUGUCGCGAUUGAAGCCAGACGUCUACAUUGGUAUGAUCUCUGCUGGAAACGAUUCCAUUUACAUUGAACCGGCCUUGUUUCAUCACGAAUCAGCCAAAGAGCAGGACGUGCUCGUGUUCCGCUCGAGCAGCUUGGACGGGACCAGUAUUUUUCGUAGUUUGAAUGAACGAGGUUCAUUAGCUCCAGUGCAGGUGAGACUCUUUGUUCUAUUUUUAUUGUUGUUUUUUAUUCUUUAUUCGUCAGCA